CGUUCAAAACAAAGAAAAUGGCGGCGCACAUGAGAUGGGGAAUUCUGCAGUUGUUACGGGUUCAAAAUACCUCUCACUUUAGGUGGUUCCCAGAUAAUCUCAGAAGUUCAUACAACUUGUCCAAAAUCCAGACCUUUAGAGGAGUCCAGUCUCAGCCGGGGGCAGGAGCCACAAAUAUUACAACAUCCAUCCAGACAGAAGACACCCCAAACCCAAGAAGUUUGAAGUUUCUUCCUGGUAAAGCUGUACUAGGAAGUGGUACACUUGACUUUCCUUCACCGAGCUCAGCUGGAUGUUCAUCUUUAGCCAGGGACCUGUUUGCAAUUGAGGGGGUGAAAAGUGUGUUUUUUGGCCCAGACUUUAUCACAGUUACUAAAACAGACGAGGACGUGGAGUGGACAGGCAUCACGCGUGAAGCUCGAGAUGCUAUCGCUAAGUUCUUUGAGAGCGGUGACCCGAUAACGACAGGAGCAGUGCACAAUGAAAGUAGUGUUUCUGAAGAUGAUGACGAGAUUGUAUCGAUGAUAAAGGAGCUUCUGGACACUAGAAUCAGACCUACAGUACAGGAGGACGGAGGCGAUGUCAUCUUUAAAGGUUUCGAGAACGGUACAGUCAAGUUGAAGCUGGUUGGGUCUUGCACAGGAUGUCCCAGCUCCACGGUGACUCUCAAAAACGGCAUUCAGAACAUGAUGCAGUUUUAUAUCCCUGAAGUGGACAAAGUGGAGCAGGUGGAAGAUGAAGUGGAUGAAAUUAGUUCAAUGGUUUUUGCUGAAGUGGAAAAGAAGUUACAUGAAUAAGUCAGUCUCACUCAACAAACUCAUGGACCUUGUGGUAAUAAUACAUAUCGGUUCCUGCAGGUGAUCAUAAUGCUGUACUGAAAGGGAGUGGAAAAAGUAAUUUCAUAUUCUUAAUUGUCCAGUUGUAAUUUAAAUGUACAUGCUGCAUGUUUUGUUCCUAAAGAAAAAGUAUAUACUGUGCUUGAAAAAAUGUAAUAAUUGUUUUCAUUUUUUUCUCUAAACUACAGUUUUAUUCUGUGGUAGGAAAUGUUAGGAUGUGUUUAUUUCUUAUAAUGUUAGUCAGAAAGAAUGUUUUCUUAAGAUGGCGAUUUUGUGAAUGUUUACAGCAAUGUUUAGGUUCUUUCAAAACUUUGAGCUGACAGUUGUAACAAAAUCUAAGUUUUGACAUGUGAAUGCAUUAUCUGAUACUAAAAUAAAAUGAAAAAUGAGGUUAAAAGUACCCAAAUUGCAAAAAUAAACUUGCAAUGUCCCAUCUAAAGAGAUAUUUGUUGUAUUUAUAAUAAAUGCUUUGUGCUCUGCUCUUUAGAUUUACUGUACUAAAAUAAACAUCACUGAUUGACAAAA
Austrofundulus limnaeus is the source of this 1361-nucleotide messenger RNA. RefSeq names its product NFU1 iron-sulfur cluster scaffold homolog, mitochondrial. The record is from RefSeq and is a predicted model, not a curated record. Gene Ontology annotation, biological process: iron-sulfur cluster assembly. Gene Ontology annotation, cellular component: mitochondrion. NCBI's taxonomy places the organism in Eukaryota, Metazoa, Chordata, Actinopteri, Cyprinodontiformes, Rivulidae. The coding region runs from base 18 to 797 and encodes 259 amino acids. The transcript is spliced from 8 exons. Gene Ontology annotation, molecular function: iron ion binding; iron-sulfur cluster binding.